This is a messenger RNA of Rubroshorea leprosula, 615 nucleotides long. The record is from the annotation of a GenBank genome assembly. NCBI's taxonomy places the organism in Eukaryota, Viridiplantae, Streptophyta, Magnoliopsida, Malvales, Dipterocarpaceae.
CAUACCCAUUACUUUCGUAACACUCUCUACUCACUACUCUCUUUUUUGUAGACUGCAAUUCGGACCAAUUCAACUGAGAAUACUUGGAAUAAUCACAUUCAAAUAUGGGAAAUUCAGUCUCUUCUUGUUUCAUUCCGCAAUUGAAUUCUAAAAAGAAAGCCAGAGUUAUUGACGCUGAAGGAAAUCUGAGGCGGGUUAAGCUCCCUGCAAAAGCGGGGGAGCUCAUGGUGGAGGAACCAGGCCACGUCGUCUCUAUGGUGGACCAGCUCCGGGUGACGAGACGCGUGUCCGCCGUGCGGGCUGACGAUGAGCUUUUGGCCGGAAAGGUUUACAUGUUGGUUCCAAUUUGCAGGGUGAAUUGCAGAGUUACGGAAGCGGAGAUGGAGAGGAUAGAAGCUGCCUGCUCUGAGAAGAAGAGGAAGGAAAUGUCGCGGAAAAAGAGAAGGGGUGGUAAGGUUUCACCAGCUGUGACGGGGCCGGAGGAAUUCAGGAAGGAAGAAGAUAGUAGAAAUGAAGUUUUGCGGACAAAGAUAGAAAUUCCCUGUUAUCGAAAGCGGCGGAAUUACGCCGCGGCGCCGUGGAGUCCGGGAUUGGAGACAAUUUCUGAAAAGUGAU